AAACUACAAAACUUUUAAACCAGCUCUAUGCUACCCAGGUUGGUGUUUGGUGUUCUUUAUUUAGUUACUUAAAUGCUCAAGAACGUUUACAAAUCAUAAUGCAAAUGCAAAAAAAUGUGCUAAAUCUUAAUAUCGGCCUUUUGGGUCACGUUGAUUCCGGUAAAACCUCACUGGCAAAAGCGUUGAGUGAGGUCGCUAGUACAGCAUCGUUUGAUAAAAACCCGCAAUCACAGCAACGGGGGAUAACACUGGACCUUGGUUUCAGCGCCUUACAGCUGGACUUGCCGGAGAAGUUGAAAUGUUCUGAUCACAAUUGGAAUCGAUUACAAUAUACGUUUGUUGACUGCCCGGGCCAUGCGAGCUUGAUACGAACAAUUAUUGGAGGAGCGCAAAUUAUAGAUAUUAUGAUUUUGGUAAUAGAUGUAAGCAAGGGCAUCCAAACACAAACGGCAGAAUGUUUAGUGAUUGGCGAGUUAACUUGCAGUAAAAUUAUAGUAGCACUCAAUAAAAUAGAUACGUUAGAAGAGGAAAAACGGUUUGCAGUUGUAGGAAAGAUGCGUAAGGGUAUUAGUAAGGUUUUGGAGAAGACGAUUUUCGCUGGUGCACCGGUAAUAGAGAUAUCCGCCAACGCUAAAUUAAAUUUGGAUAAACUCAUAGAAGCACUGAAAGAUAUUUCAUGUAUUCCCGAACGUGACGUUAAGGCACCAUUUCUAUUUGCUGUUGAUCACUGUUUCGCUAUUAGAGGACAAGGAACAGUAUGCACCGGAACUGUACUUCAAGGACAGAUUAAUGUAAAUGAUGACGUCGAGAUUUCAAAAUUAAAAAUUAUAAAAAAAGUUAAAUCAAUACAAAUGUUCAAGCAAAAUCAGUCAGUAGCGCAGCAAGGAGACAGAAUCGGAAUUUCUAUUACUCAAUUCGAUCCCAAGCAAUUAGAACGCGGUUUGCUUUGUAAACCGGGAUAUGUCAUGAAUGUAUACGCUGCAGUUAUACGUCUUACUCGUAUAAAAUACUACAAUCGUUUGAUUCGAAACAAAGCAAAAUUCCAUAUUUCUUGCGGGCAUGAAACCGCACUUGCCACAGUUACUCUUUUCAAAGGUACUCAGUGUGGCUUUGACGAAAAAUUACAGUACGAAUAUUUAGAAGAAUAUGGUCAUGAUAGUGUAAUAGAAUCGACACAGGCUGUAUUCGCUUUACUGGAAUUCGAACAACAAAUACAAGUCGCACCAAAUGCUCUUUUGCUAGGAUCUAAACUUGAUACAGACAUUCAAACAAAUCAAUGUCGGUUAGCUUUCUUCGGCCGGCUGGAACUUUGCUCGACUGACAAAGAUUAUAUUAGUACCUUUCUACCACGAUUGAAAAUCUACAAAGAAAAGUCUAAAAUCGGGACAAUCCAACGAGUCGUCAACGAGUUCGAGCUGAUUGCUACUGGAUUAUUUAAAAAAGAUGGUAACAACAGGCAGGAUUUCCUUGGUUUUCGCAUUCGCCUGAGUACAGGUGAGUGGGGAGUAAUCGAGGACACGUUUGGAGCAAGCUCGAAAGUGAAACUGCGUUUCAUGAAACCUCUAGCUAAAGAAACACUGGAUCGUUUGCAGCAGAAAAAUAAGCUCGGUCCUCAGGAGCCAGUGCAAGUAGAAUUGAAAUUCAAAAAAUUCUUUUCGAAGAAGUGCAUUACCAGUAAUAAAGUGAUUCAGUGA
Molecule: messenger RNA, 1694 nt
Organism: Sabethes cyaneus
Lineage: Eukaryota; Metazoa; Arthropoda; Insecta; Diptera; Culicidae
Gene: eEFSec
Product: selenocysteine-specific elongation factor
Exons: 1
Coding region: 99-1694 (531 amino acids)
Biological process (GO): selenocysteine incorporation
Molecular function (GO): translation elongation factor activity; GTPase activity; GTP binding
Source: RefSeq, a predicted model, not a curated record